AUGCUUGAUCGAAGUAGACCUAUUGUUUUUACUUUCAAAUUUUUAUUACAUUAAAUAUUUUGUGGCAAAUUCUUUCAGGAUCACAAUUCAAUUUUAUUAAAUAAGGCUAUGUAUUAAAUUUAAUUAAAAAUAGUAAUAAAAUUAAUUAAGAUAUUGACAUUUGUGUAUUAAUUGAUAAAGUAAAGGAAAUAGAAUUGAUUAAAGAAUUAUUAUUAAAUAAAGAUCAAAAAAUUUUGUUUAAUUUUGCUCCUAAAGAAGUUAUCUCUAUUGAAAAUGAUAGAUAAUAAUCUGGAAGAAGAGAGAAUAAGUAUUUAAUUAAAUUAACAUAGACGAUAAUAUACAAAAACACUUGGAGUUUAAUUUGAAGAUGUGGCUAAAAUGAUGUUAGAUAAAAAGUUUAAAAAAGGUUAGUUUGUCACUCCUGGAAUGCAAAUCUAUUAUAAACUAUAUUCAGCAUAUGAAAGGGUAGCAUUAUCAGAUGAAAAAAAUAAUCCAUUCAACAAAGUUUUGAUUGAGAAACUAGGUUAAGAAGUCAAAGAUGUAUUUGACAUUUCCAAUUACAUUCAAGGAGAUUAAAAUACUAGAUUUAUUGAUAAACUUAAAAAGAAAUAAAUAAACUAAUAAGAAGAAGAAUAACCAAUUGGAAUUAUAAGUAUGGAAUACAGAGAUUUGAAUUAAUCUAUGAUUAAAUGA
Paramecium primaurelia is the source of this 693-nucleotide messenger RNA. The record is from the annotation of a GenBank genome assembly. Lineage: Eukaryota; Ciliophora; Oligohymenophorea; Peniculida; Parameciidae.